Messenger RNA from Penicillium cosmopolitanum, 1122 nucleotides. RefSeq names its product chitin deacetylase CDA6. Lineage: Eukaryota; Fungi; Ascomycota; Eurotiomycetes; Eurotiales; Aspergillaceae. Gene Ontology annotation, biological process: carbohydrate metabolic process. Bases 1 to 1122 code for a protein of 373 amino acids. The transcript has a single exon. The record is from RefSeq and is a predicted model, not a curated record. Gene Ontology annotation, molecular function: hydrolase activity, acting on carbon-nitrogen (but not peptide) bonds; chitin binding.
AUGAUCGAUUAUGGCCACUGUGAUGCUCAUCGAAAGCCGAAGGGUUCUCCUACCAAGGACAUUCCUCGUCCUCACAUCGGGCUCGUCCCAUAUGCUCCUACAGAGAUUCGCUCAUGCACUGUACCCGGAACAGUGGCCUUGACCUUUGACGAUGGUCCGAGUCGAUACACAGGAGACCUUCUCGAUCUGCUUGAGAAAUAUGAAGCACCGGCCACCUUUUUUGUCACUGGAAUCAACAACGGCAAAGGCUCGAUCGACGACGAUUCUCUCCCUUGGCCCUCCUUGAUCCAACGCAUGAUACUCAGUGGUCAUCAGGUCGCAAGUCAUACCUGGUCUCACGAAGAUUUGAGCAAGGUGACACCCAAACAACGUACUGCACAACUGGAAAGAAACGAAGCGGCUCUGCGAAAUAUCAUGGGCAGCUUUCCGACCUACAUGCGUCCACCUUACUCUAGCUGUCAUCCACGCUCAGGUUGCCGUGAACACCUUGGGGAAAUGGGUUACCACAUUGUCCUGUAUGAUAUCGACACCGAAGACUACAAAAAUGACGACCCCAGUUUGAUUCAGCGGUCCAAGGACAUCUUCGAUGACGCUCUAUCCAGCGGUAAUCCUCACACGAAGUCGUGGCUCGUCAUCGGUCAUGACGCCCAUGAACAAACUGUUCAUAAUCUCACAGAGCACAUGUUGCAGACAAUGACGCGACUCGGAUAUCGUCCUGUGACGUUGGGCGAUUGCCUACGUGACCCGCGUGACAAUUGGUACCGCAAAGAUAGCAGCUGGCCGGGUCGGACAAACAGCAACAAGCCCAAGAACAAGCCCAAGAAAGGACCUAGUCAGCAAAUUUCGGUUGACGGUACUUGCGGAGCUAAUUAUACCUGCUUCGGGUCUCCAUUCGGCUUAUGCUGUGGAAGCUCCCAUGUUUGUGGAAACACGACCGUACAUUGCGGCAAGGGCUGUCUGAAAGAUGCCGGAUAUUGCGCUAUUGAAACGCCUCAUAAUGGUGAUGCGUGGGAUCCAAAAUCCCCUAGCCGGAAAUCAGAGGCGGGCUCGGAUUUUCAAACUGUUGGUACUGCAGCUCUUACCUCUCUUCUUCUGGCUUUGAUUGUAGCGAUGUGGAUGUGA